AUGGUUCUUGGUCACUCUCGACAAGGUGAUGACUGUGGUGCCAGUUGGAUUUCCGGUAAUACGAAAGAUAUCUCGCAUCUGGCUGAUUUUGGUAUCUAUGAUUGGUGUUCGGCUUUGUCCCCGACACACUCCAGUCAAGAGAAUAAGCAAUUGUGUCGUUGGCUUGGACCCAGCUUUAAUAUUGGUGGUUCUCUGUGUUUUGCAUGUGCCACUUCUCAAGGAAAAGUUUUACAGCGUUCAAGUGUGAUUCCCCUCUCCAGAGAAGAGCAGGAUAGUACAGAUAUCAAGGAUCUGAAAAAGCGUUUUACCGAAGACUUACAUAACUGUUUGAAAAACUCUGACCCCAUCAAGAUUGAUGAUUUACAGGAUCCUUUGGGUGCUUACGAAGCUGAUGAAAAGUAUAUCAGGCCUCUGCACACAAAUGCUAACAUUCCGCACUUUGAACGAUAUGAAGAUGAUGAAAUGUUGCAGCAUGAAGAGCUUUUUGAAGUAGCCCCAUCUGAAGAAGACGAUCAAGUGGAAUUUGACAAAUAUGUAGGUGUUAAGAUCCGGAAAAAUGAAAAUGGUAUUGACAAAUUUGGGGUUGUUUGUGGAAGAAGAAGAAGAGCAGAUGGCUCGAUGGUUGGUUUGUAUCAUGAGAAGCCUGUCUUGGACACUUCUAUUUAUGAAAUCGAAUGGCAUGACAGUGAAACUGAAUCCUAUCGUGCAAAUGAAGUUAUUGAAGCAAUUAUGAUGAAUGUUGAUGAUGACGGUAAUAGUAUCCUCCAUGUGAAAGAAUUUAUUGAUCACAGGACGGAUGGCACACGAGUCCAUGCUGAUGAUGGUCUUGUCAUGGUAAAGAAUAAGAAAGUUCCUCAAAGAACUACAAAAGGGUGGUAUCUGUGUGCUCAAAUUCAUGGUGAUGAGACAGAAUGGAUUGAUUUGAAAACGGCAAAGGAGGCCUAUCCAAUUCAGGUGGCCGAAUAUGCUGUUGCUAACAAACUUGUAUCUGAGACUGCUUUCUCUUGGUGGGUUCCUUAUACUUUGAAGAAGCGUGAUCGAAUUCUAAAGGCUGUGAAAAGAAGAGCCUUAACUCGCAAGACUGAGAAAUUUGGUUUUGAAUUGCCUGGUUCUGGUCCAAAAGGCGUGAGACGUGCCUACAAGAUUGACGCCAACACUGGUAGCAAUCAUUGGGGAAAUGCUAUUGAUAAGGAAGUUAAGACGGUGUUGCCUACCUUAAGAAUCUUGGGACCAAAUGAACCUGUUCCUCCUGGAUAUACUUGUAUUGAUUUGAUGACUGUGUUUGAUGUUAAAAUGGACCUCACACGAAAGGCCCGGAUAUGUGCAAGAGGGGACCAAACUGAUCCUCCUCUUUUGGUAACAUAUGCCAGUGUUGUCACUCGUGAGAGUAUUUGUAUUGGAUUCUUGCUGUAA
Cylindrotheca closterium is the source of this 1413-nucleotide messenger RNA. NCBI's taxonomy places the organism in Eukaryota, Bacillariophyta, Bacillariophyceae, Bacillariales, Bacillariaceae. The record is from the annotation of a GenBank genome assembly.